AUGGGGAAUUGCUUAGUUGUUGAAGAGAAAGUUAUAAGAAUUAUGGAGCCUGAUGGCAAAAUCCUUGAAUAUCAAGCCCCCGUCAAAGUUGAACAAGUGUUAUCAAACUUCUCCGGUCAUGUACUGUCGGAUUCAUUUUCAGGCUUCCACCAUCUUCAACCUGAUGCAAAGCUGAUUUUAGGGCAGUUGUAUUACCUUAUACCUCUUCCAUCACCAUCCAAAAAGGGUAAGAAAAAGAAAACGAGGUUUUCAAAUCCAGAAGUGAAUGAUGACCAAGUAAGGAGUCCCAAUGUUGUCAGAAUUAAGCUGAUAAUUAGUAAGCAAGAACUGCAAGAGCUGCUUCAAAAUGGAGGAGUUUCAGCUCAGGACAUUGCAUCUCACAACAUACAAAGUAAACAAACCACAAAUGGAAUCAUCACACCUGAUGUUGAUGAUGAUAGCUGCAGAGGGUCGAAGCCUGUAUUACAAACCAUAGCUGAAGUAAACUAG
This is a messenger RNA of Gossypium arboreum, 489 nucleotides long. RefSeq lists its product as uncharacterized. Bases 1 to 489 code for a protein of 162 amino acids. The transcript has a single exon. The record is from RefSeq and is a predicted model, not a curated record. Lineage: Eukaryota; Viridiplantae; Streptophyta; Magnoliopsida; Malvales; Malvaceae.